UAGCUCAAAGCAACCUUUCUGGGUCACAUUACUAAAUCUCGGCGUAGCCUAGUCGUAAGCAGAGUUAAUUCAGACGAACACCGAAUUCCGUACCCCUAUAUCACACCGACAUGCGAUCCUAUAAGCUUUUGAGCCCGUAGAUGACAAAGAACCACAUGCAUGCUCUAUCGUGCUGAAUAACAUGGGAUUGGCGGCAGCGGAAAUCGUUCCGCAGCAAUCACAUUACUUCAACGCCGGAUGAACUCCGGACUCCGAAAGAAAUCACGUUGCGGGACUAUAAGGCUGUUGAUAUCAAAGCCGAGUCCCAAAUGAUCUGGGCAGGGUGAUCGCCUGUUAUUCUCUAUCUAACCAUGGCCCGCCCUAAGAUCUCAAUACACAUCCACAACCGCCCUGACGACGCAAUAUGUGUCUUUUCUACCCUUGAUACGAUAUCUGGGGAGGUAGCGAUUACAUUCGAGCAUAAUAUCAGCUACUUGGACGUGAAGAUAUCCUUUGAAGGUGCAUCAUCUCAGCUGACAGGCUCGUCCAUUCGCAUGCUAAUCGGUGACAUUGCAGGUCGCACAACCGUGACGAUCAGGAACGAUUUCGGGGGACAAAGCAAGGCUGCUGAGACUUUUCUUCACCUGGAAGGACAUGUCGAUGAUAAGCCACUGUUGGAAAACGGGACCUCACAAACCUUCCCCUUCGCCUUUGUUGUCCCAAAGGCCCUCUCGUCUUUUUCAUGCCAGCACUCGAGCCGGGAUACACUAGUUCCGUAUGCGCAUACGGAGCUACCUCCCUCGCUUGGGAGUCGGUCGUCAUCUUUGUAUUCUUCUUCAAGGAACGAACCAGCGAUCGAUUCCCAGUGUCCGCAGGCGGUCAGGAUAGAGUACCAUAUCGUGGCAUCGUUUCUUCUCCAAAAUACCCAAUCCAGGUAUCCGGUCAGUGCGCGAAGGGAAAUAUGCAUCCUUCCUACCGCAAAGUCCGAGAGACCUCCGCGUCCAUUCGCCCCCCCUUUGAUCGAUCUCUGUGCCCCUAAACCGGGGGUUCAGCCCUUCACCGUGCACAAAGACCUCAAGCACGGCGUUUUCCAAACCCGACUCGGUCGACUUUCCAUUCGCGCUGUACAACCAGAUCCCAUUUCCAUGGGGCUGCACAGCGGCCGCCCAGCACAUACGUUACUUACGUUGCACAUGCGCUUCGAGACUUGCCACAAUAUUGCUAUUCCUCCUCCUGCCCUAAGCCGUAUAACCACAUCCCUGCGCGCGAUAACAUUUUUCAGUACCUCUCCUUGGACCGAGAUACCCACGGAUCCGGUUGCGGUACGGAAACAGAUGCGGUCUGGAGUGUAUGUGAAGACGGUGCAGCUGGGAAUGAGGGAAUUGGCUUCUGUGAUCUGGGAAGAAUGUCCGGGAGAUCAAGGCGAGCAAUCUGGGAAAAUAGUAUAUGAGGCAGUCGUACAAACUCCGGUUCUGCUUCCGAACGAUAGAGUUUUUGUGCCGACGUUCCAUUCCUGUUUGGUUGCGCGGUGCUAUGAGCUCCUGGUGAAGGUUUCCUAUCGUGGUAGGAAUGGGAGUUUGCCUGGGAGGGUUGCGGUGGAUGUGCCGGUCACGGUUGGGGUGGGGUAGGAUGGGGUCACUCUAUGGUGUUGGUGUUGGUUGCCCUGGGGUGAGGAAAAGCUGUACUCUAGUAUUCGAUUAGGUCAAAUCAAGACGGAGUCAAGCCUGGUUACAAUAUUCCCAGGCCUCUUACCGGCA
Molecule: messenger RNA, 1736 nt
Organism: Aspergillus ibericus CBS 121593
Lineage: Eukaryota; Fungi; Ascomycota; Eurotiomycetes; Eurotiales; Aspergillaceae
Exons: 2
Coding region: 351-1607 (418 amino acids)
Source: RefSeq, a predicted model, not a curated record